AUGGGUGAAACGCCGUACUCGAUCGGUAAAAAGAUCAAGUUUGAUAAGCAAUGGGAAACCAAAAAGAUGGGCUGCUGGAUGAAGGAGACAGCGAAACAGAUGAUCGAGCGGGCGAACAAAGAGUUACAAGACGAGCAAAUGUAUACGAAGAAACAGUACCCGGCACUCGAGGAGACACUUGCCGUCACCAUUCAUGGGUUGAAUGUGAGUUUCAAAGAGUGUACUUACGUUGGCGACGAAAGA
Molecule: messenger RNA, 243 nt
Organism: Mesorhabditis belari
Lineage: Eukaryota; Metazoa; Nematoda; Chromadorea; Rhabditida; Rhabditidae
Source: the annotation of a GenBank genome assembly